Molecule: messenger RNA, 1653 nt
Organism: Mytilus trossulus (common blue mussel)
Lineage: Eukaryota; Metazoa; Mollusca; Bivalvia; Mytilida; Mytilidae
Product: enhancer of rudimentary homolog
Exons: 5
Coding region: 141-440 (99 amino acids)
Source: RefSeq, a predicted model, not a curated record
AGAGUGAACGUUUAUACUGUUUCAAUAAACGUUCCAAGGACCUCAUAUUUUGUUAAGAAAAAUCAAAAGAGCUUCCGAUAAAUUAACCGCGCCAUCUUGGAUGCUGAAAGAAGCGUGUGGAAGUCCAAUAAUCAUUGAAAAUGUCACACACUAUCUUAUUGGUACAACCAAACAGUCGUCCAGACACAAGAACAUACUCAGAUUAUGAAUCAUUGAAUGAAUGUCUAGAAGGAAUUUGUAAAAUUUAUGAAGAACAUCUAAAGAGACAGAAUCCAGAUUGUCCAUCCAUUACAUAUGAUAUAAGUCAGCUGUUCGAUUUCAUUGACCAACUUACAGAUCUUAGCUGUUUAGUUUUUCAGAAGAAUACAGGAAGUUACUCCCCUCACAACAAAGAAUGGCUAAAAGAGAAAGUCUACAUCUUGUUAAGGAAACAAGCAUAAAAGUUCCAAAAGAACUAUGGCAGCUAUGUUCCACACAAUAAAGAUUGGUUAAAAGAGAAAAUUUAUAUAAUGUUAAGGAAACAAGCAGGGAAGUGAAGAAGAUGAUAAUCAUCAUUUGUUUCAUUGUGUGACUGGGAGGAGAGACUGACUUUGUUAUGUUUUUAUACAUUUUGUUUAUGAGAGAUUACAUAAAGUGUUUUUUUUUUUGUUGAUAUGCACAAACAAACUUUUCUUACUGAAAUGUAUUGAAAAUGAAGCUUGUUAAUUAAAUGAAAUCUAGGUAUUUUUGAUUUAGCUAAAAACACUUUUACUGCCUGGUUUCACAGAACAUGAAUAAUAAUGGGAACCAGUAGGUAUUUCUGUAUAAUUCAAACUUUGUUACAGUAAUAGAAAUUAAAACAUAUUAUGUAUUGAAAUUGUUUGAUUUUAAAAAAUGACUGUUCUGUUGGAAGGGGUAUUAUCUAUUAGUGGUUUAUUUUAUGAAGCUUUGUGGGAUUCUUUUUGAUGUACAUGUAGUUCUUCUUUUUUUAGCAAGAAAAAAUCUACACAAUUGGGAAGCAUGUGCACUACUAUAGAAAAGGUUUUUGGGACAGUUUAUAUCUUGAUGUUUAGCCUUGGUGGUUGUUGUCAACCAUUUAUUGUUCAAAUCUUUUGAAGAAAACUAUGACUGGUUGUGGCUUAUUAAUAUUAUAUAUAAACUGUACAUUCUUAAUGAAGCAUGUUAUGAUAUAUAAGAUGUUACAAAGAAAAGUUAUGAUGAUAUGGUACAUUUAUAUUGCUUUAUAGUCACUAUUUUAAUUUCACCUUAAAACAGUUCCAAUUUGGAUCUGUAAUACACUGUAGCAGAUGCAUAGCAGUUGUAAUUUCUUUUCUGAUAAUUAUUUUACUUUUAUAGUAUACUUAGCUACUUAAGGUCUUUUUAUUAAAAGAGAAUCAGAAUUUUUUCCAGUAUAUUAUAUUUCUACCAAUUUAAAAUACGUAUUGAUAUACAUUAUUCCUUUUAAUGUACAGCAUAAUUCUUAUGCUGCAAGGAUUUAUAUCCAGUUUAGUUUGUUUUUAUUACAUAGGAUAACUUUUGAAUUAGAUCAUGUGUAAAAGACAAAAAUUGAGUUAUAAAUGCUUAAAACUAAUGCCAUUGAUGAUAUAUGCUUGUUUUUCAUUCAUAUCAUAGUCAUUUCAUUUUGUGAAUAAAGUAGCAACAUAAAAUCAAUAA